AUGGCUUCACGGGCCUCGCGGGCCCUGAGGGAGGCCUCUCUGGUGAUCGCUGAGUCUCCCGCCGCACUGCAGCUGCGCUACCUGCAGACCCUCAACACCAUCACCGCCGAGAAGAACUCCACCAUCAUCUUCCCCCUGCCCCUGGAGAUGUUCCCUGGCACUGAACGGAUCAGACAGAACACCUUAACUCUGAAAGAGUUCCAAAAGGCACGAGACAGCGGGAUUUACUACUGUAGUUCAUUCAACAAUAAUAUUUUAAACUUCGGGAAGGCAACUCACAUCGAUGGAGUUCCAGUGUUGCACUCCAAGAUAAAAUGUGAGCUGAUGAUUUUUGCCCCUCUGGCUGGCGGCUGUGCUUUACUGAUCCUCAUCCUCAUCAUCACCAUCUGUUACUGCAACCGAAUAAGAACGAAGCGAUGCCCCCACCAUUACAAAAGAAGGCCAAAAAACUCAGCGGCAGUGCGACAAGCCAUGCCUGACAGAUACGUCUAAACCAGAGCAGUGCUGAUGAUCGAGCUUCUUGGAAACGCGUAAAAGUCCCGCAUAAAACGACUCGUCACUGCCA
Messenger RNA from Conger conger (European conger), 565 nucleotides. RefSeq names its product T-cell surface glycoprotein CD8 alpha chain-like. The transcript is spliced from 6 exons. Lineage: Eukaryota; Metazoa; Chordata; Actinopteri; Anguilliformes; Congridae. The record is from RefSeq and is a predicted model, not a curated record. Bases 1 to 492 code for a protein of 163 amino acids.